This is a messenger RNA of Amaranthus tricolor (Joseph's coat), 555 nucleotides long. Its product is annotated as auxin-responsive protein SAUR36-like. Gene Ontology annotation, biological process: response to auxin. The coding region runs from base 1 to 555 and encodes 184 amino acids. The transcript has a single exon. Lineage: Eukaryota; Viridiplantae; Streptophyta; Magnoliopsida; Caryophyllales; Amaranthaceae. The record is from RefSeq and is a predicted model, not a curated record.
AUGGAGGGAUUGCAUGAAAAGAGAAAGAAGGGUAGUAUAUUAAAGAAGACAUGGGAAAGAUGCAAGUCAUUUAGCCAUGGUCAAACACAAAAGGGUGUUACUCAAACUAGUCCCCUUACAAUAACACCAUCACCAAACCAUCCAAUGGUGAAGAGCAAGUCAUGGUCAAAUUUUUUCCCCACAACUCCACUUAGCCCGCGAGUUGAAAAAUGGGUCGGAUCCAAAACCAACUUGAGGGCAAUACCUAUGUCACCUAAGGGUUGUUUAUCGGUUUAUGUAGGACCCGAUAAACAAAGAUUUGUGCUCAAAAUUGAAUAUACAAAUCAUCCGCUUUUUAGGAUGUUGCUUGAAGAAGCUGAAUUAGAAUAUGGGUUUCAUAGCGAGGGUCCAUUGUUACUCCCGUGUGAAGUUGACACGUUCAUUAAGAUUUUAUAUGAAAUGGAUCCAAGUGAUGAAUAUGAUGAUCAAAUGAACACCAACACUUCACGGUGUCGGUUCCCAAGAAAUCGUAGCUCGUACCGUCUCCUCAACCCAUCAAGAAGAUUGGUCGCUUGA